Molecule: messenger RNA, 1673 nt
Organism: Odobenus rosmarus divergens (Pacific walrus)
Lineage: Eukaryota; Metazoa; Chordata; Mammalia; Carnivora; Odobenidae
Gene: ELOVL7
Product: ELOVL fatty acid elongase 7
Exons: 7
Coding region: 36-881 (281 amino acids)
Biological process (GO): very long-chain fatty acid biosynthetic process; sphingolipid biosynthetic process; fatty acid elongation, polyunsaturated fatty acid
Cellular component (GO): endoplasmic reticulum membrane; endoplasmic reticulum
Molecular function (GO): fatty acid elongase activity
Source: RefSeq, a predicted model, not a curated record
GAACCCAUUGUAAGAGCCAGUAAAUCCUGUGGAAAAUGGCCUUCAGUGAUCUUACAUCAAGAACCGUGCGUCUUUAUGAUAAUUGGAUCAAAGAUGCUGAUCCAAGAGUUGAAGACUGGUUCCUCAUGUCCUCACCUCUGCCACAAACGAUCAUCCUGGGACUCUAUGUCUAUUUUGUCACUUCUCUAGGACCAAAGCUCAUGGAGAAUCGAAAGCCCUUUGAACUCAAGAAAGCGAUGAUAACAUACAAUUUUUCCAUAGUUCUCUUUUCUGUGUAUAUGUGUUAUGAGUUUGUGAUGUCUGGCUGGGGCACAGGUUAUUCAUUUCGAUGCGAAAUUGUUGACUACUCACAGUCACCUUCAGCAUUGAGGAUGGCACGCACCUGCUGGCUUUAUUACUUCUCCAAAUUUAUUGAGCUAUUAGAUACUAUCUUUUUUGUUCUGCGUAAGAAAAAUAGCCAAGUGACUUUCCUGCAUGUCUUCCAUCAUACCAUCAUGCCAUGGACCUGGUGGUUUGGAGUCAAAUUUGCCGCAGGUGGUUUGGGAACAUUCCAUGCCUUUCUAAAUACAGCUGUACAUGUAGUCAUGUAUUCCUACUAUGGGCUAUCUGCACUGGGACCAGCCUUCCAGAAAUAUCUGUGGUGGAAAAAAUAUUUGACAUCAUUACAGCUUGCCCAGUUCAUUAUUGUCACCAUCCACAUAGGCCAGUUCUUUUUCAUGGAAGAUUGCAAGUACCAGUUUCCAGUCUUUCUGUACAUCAUUAUGAGUUAUGGGUGCAUCUUUCUGCUGCUCUUUCUCCAUUUUUGGUACCGUGCUUACACCAAAGGCCAGAGACUGCCCAAAACUGUGAAAAAUGGAAUCUGCAAAAACAAAGAUCACUGAAAUGCAAGCACGACAUGAAUCUAUGAAUGAGACUGGUAUCUUACUUUCUUUGACAAUCAAGAGCUAUUUCCAUGUGAAGUGCAUUUUGUAUAUUUUUCAAAACCAAGAGCUUGUAUUUUUAUGAUAAGUUACUGGAGUUUCUGAUAUCUGAGAGCCCAAAGAUCCCAGAUAACAGAGUCUAAUUGGAGCCUAAAGCAGGCAGUUUUUCAGCUGCUUUUAAACCUAAUAUAAAGGUUUUAUUUAAUACAUUUUGUUAUAGUGAAAGAAGAAUAUGAAACAGUAUAGUACUUUUCAAAGAAGUCCAGUAUAGAUGAAAAAAUAUCAUCAGAUAUUUUGACCAUGGACAGAGAUCCAUGCCCUACUAUAGAUUCCUUCUGCCAGCUCUGAAAACCUCAAACUGAGGGUUUUGGCUUUGUUGCUUGUUGAUUAUAUUCAGAAGACACUAUAUUUAUUCUAAAGUUAAAUGCCCAUUCUAAAGAGCUAACACUGGUGAACAUUAAGUGAAUUUUUGAUAAGUUGUCAUUUAACAUCACUAACAAAAAUUGUUAAUGGAUCUCUUGUGUAGCCACCACCAGCUUUACUGAUAAGACUUCCCUACAACAUUUUUGUUGUAUAUGCUGUUUAAAAGUAACAAUUCUUUUGGUUAGUACAUUCAUGCACUUGACACUAAGUUUAAGUUAAUAUUUUGAAAACAAGAUGAUUUGUUCUGUGGCUUAACAAGCACUGUGCUAUUACUACUUUGUAGUUAACUUUGUAGAUUUCUGGAAAGAGGUGAAAUUUGUCACUGGAAAA